Haliotis rufescens (red abalone) is the source of this 1291-nucleotide messenger RNA. RefSeq names its product perlucin-like. Gene Ontology annotation, molecular function: signaling receptor activity. The record is from RefSeq and is a predicted model, not a curated record. The transcript has 3 exons. The coding region runs from base 187 to 903 and encodes 238 amino acids. NCBI's taxonomy places the organism in Eukaryota, Metazoa, Mollusca, Gastropoda, Lepetellida, Haliotidae.
CCACCCGAUCCCGUUAGUCGCCUCUUACGACAGUCAUAGUCGCCUCUUACGGUAAGUAUUGGUUGCUGAAGACCGAUUUCAAUACGUUUCCAUACACAUUUGCAUUGAAUCGAUAUGUGAAUCAGUGAAGCAUCUCUUUACAUAUGCUUUGAAAAGGUCCUUAGAUGACACUGACUUCAGUCGUUGAUGAGUGCGAGAAAGAUGCUGGUGGCUCUGAUAAUCCUUACGGGUACCUACACAUCAGCCUUUAUUGGAACUGGACGAGGAACUAAAAGAACAAACAUGGCAGACGUUUCAGUAAAUAUGAAUAUCCUAACUGAAAUUUCAAACGUUUUUAGUGGCGUCCGAUGCGUUGAUCUCUGUCUCCAGAAUGAGGCGUGUGUGUCUGUAUUCUACAGACGGCAACACCGGCGGUGUCAGCUCCACGACGUGUUGUUCAUGUCGCCGCAGGACGGAGAACAAGAGACGGGAACAGUGUACUACAGCGUCACAACAGGUGAUUGUCCAUCUGGCUACGUCCACAACCGUCUCCUCAACUUCUGUUACCAGCUUUAUCAGGAGAAGAUGACGUACGACAAAGGUCUUGCUGACUGUAAAUCCAGAGGAGAACACUUUGUUGUUAUUGACAGUGAGGCCAAGCAGAACCACGUCGUCAAGCAGAUCAACUCGUCAUCAGACACUAGGCCUUGCAAUUACUACUUCGAUGGGUCGGACGCAGCAAAUGAAGGACACUGGGUAUUUCAUGAUGGCCGUAAUAUGACGUACCUUCCCUGGGCUCCGGGCUUUCCCCAUGGGAACGAAAAGAGGGACUACAUUAUGGCUGUUCGUGGUCAUAGCUUUCGAUGGUAUAAUGCAAUUAGGGGGGCAUUUAAGCAAUGUUACCUAUGUGAAAGGGAUGUGUGACAUGAUGUGAGCAGUUUUGCAGCCGUGGACAUUAAAACGCCUCUCAAAAUGUGAUUAUGACAGAGCUAUAGAUAAGCUUGUGGUUAUUUGGGUAUUUUACCCAGGGAUUUAAUUUUGAUUGAGUAUCCACAAGUUUGAAAGGGUAUUCAAAUUUUUUACCCUCCUGUUUCUUGACAUUUGGCUAUUUAACUUUAAACCUAUUUCGUAACAAUCCUUGUAAAUCAUUUAAAACUAUGUGAAUGGUAGAAAAGUCAUCUGCGUCUGUUUGCGGCUCCCGGAAGCUCUUUUGUUUACAACCUAGCUUUGUAUUUGUUGUUUGUUGUUUAACGCCGCACUCAGCAAUAUUCCAGCUAUAUGACGGCUAGCUUUGUAAGAAAGACACCUUUGU